Molecule: messenger RNA, 2159 nt
Organism: Lepisosteus oculatus (spotted gar)
Lineage: Eukaryota; Metazoa; Chordata; Actinopteri; Semionotiformes; Lepisosteidae
Gene: snx22
Product: sorting nexin 22
Molecular function (GO): phosphatidylinositol phosphate binding
Source: RefSeq, a predicted model, not a curated record
UAGAGUUUUUUUCACAAGAAAGUGGUGAAAUAUAAACUUUUUUCUCCUUAAUCUACAAAAACAUGAUUGGAGUCGUAGUACAGGAAGCCUUUUGAUUUAAGACAAAGGAACAGCGAAACAAAACUUGUAUUUAAAAUAAACGCAACUGAUUUAAAAAAAAAUACAUUUUUUUCUGUAUCAUAAACGAUGUUUCCAUAAGUGCUGGUUUGAUUCUUCAGGUAAGAAAAGGUUACAUAUUAGCUAUCGGAAAGUGCAAAGUACCAUACUUCUGAGCGCUUAAAUUACAACUUAGAAAGUUAAGAUGUACAGUAUUUACUUAUUUUUCUAAGAUCACCCCAAACAAAAACUAGUUCAUCGAUACAGCGUGGUAGGUAGUCAAAACUAGCCUCAUACACUACAGUAAACGCAGCAAGUUGCUGUGUGGGUGGAGCUUUAGUCGAGAACAUACCGAGUUCUCGGUACAGAAAGCCAACAGUUUGCAGCACUCACUUCACAAGGUGCGGAGAAUCCCCGAACUGUGUAGCUACUGUAUCACCUACUGUAUCUUCCAUUGUCACAAGCUCUUCGCUUCCGGCAAAGGUGGGCUGUGGAAGUCAAAUCCCGGAGAGGAGGGAUCAAGCUGUAUCCUGUCAAGAAGAGGGCGUGAGAGGUGCGCUUUCCAAGCUACCGAGCAGCCGAGCUUCCAAGCGUGGUCUCGCCUCCGCCACAGACACGUCCCGGCGGAGUCAUGCCGUAUCCCGCUAUGAUUGAGGUGUCCAUCCCGUCUUUGGGCAGCAGCCCGGUGGAUGGAAAAACGAAAACGGUCUUCAGAGUAGAGGUUCUGUAUAAUGGAAGGAAACACUUUAUAUUGAAGAGACACAAUGAAUUCCACGCUCUGCAUAAAAAGUUGAAGAAGAUCCUGCACACCCCGGAUUUCCCUGGGAAACGAGGCUCGAACUGGAGGCAGAAGCCCCUAGAGCAGAGGAGGCAGGAGCUGGAGGAAUACAUCCAGGGUGUACUGCAGAGUAAUGAAGAGGUGCCACAGGAGAUGCUGGAUUUUCUGCGGGUCAGACAUUUCCCUUCAGUGAACAAGACUUACAGCCUUGAAUCACUCAGUGACCUACCGACAGAUGAUUACAGCUGUAGACUCCUCCAUCAGCGUGUGGUCGGAUUCUCCAAAGAUCCCUACAUCCUGGCCUCCAGCACAGAUUUCCUCCCCAACAUCAUCGUGGAUGGGGUUCUCCAGGGCCUGUAUCCAAGGGAUGUCAAAGUCAGCUUCACGCUGUGCACCAAGCCAAGCAGCCCAGGCAAAAGCAUCUCGACCCCAGGGCUCAAGGCCCCAGAGAGUUAGCCCCUGAGCUAAGACGAGGACAAGGGCAUUGCUGGAGAGCUAGGGCUCAGCCAGCACUACCACUGCCACACGGCACCACAAACUGACCUUCGCUCAGGAUGUGACUAACACGCCAGAGUUUGCAGACAAAGAGGUCUCAAGUGGCUAAAUCAUGUAACUGUUGAACAUGGACUAGUGUUUUUAAAAGGGAUACAGGACCAUAGAUUUUAUCUGAUAGCAUAAAAUUGAUUAGUUAUAUGAGCAGAUCUGUGGGGGAGUCUUUGAAGCACAUGAGGAAAAGGUGUAUUGGAGAAAUUGAUCAUUUACAUUCUAGAUACAAUAUUGUUCAGUACUUAUCAAAUCCAAAGUGUUAAAGGCUGAAUAUAUUUUUGAAUAAUUUUAUAUAAAAUCCUUCUGCAUCAGUGUUCUUUGCCAUUAUGAUUAAUCUCUUCUUUUUGCAUUUAUCAUUGGUACAAGCUUUAAUUAAAAAACAUGGGAAUGUUAAUUAUGGAGAAUUUAAAAGCUGCUUUGUGAGGCUGAGUCUGUUGUAGAACCUGGGUACAAUGUUUCAGAUUUACAUGUAGACUCUUAAGAAUUGGGCCAUCUCCAUUUUUGCCAUGAGUCAUUUCCUCAGCCCUCGAGUGUUUAAUCUAUAAUUCAAUGUUGCAGACUAAUUUCAUUUCAAAGUGUGGAACAGCUCCCCUAGCAAGGGAUGGUAUGAGAGAUUUAUCUUCAAACCACUGAUGCAUUAGUGAUUUUACCAUUUUAAAAUCGGGCUAAUUUAUCAGUCUGUAAAAUGUACCACGUUAGUCUCAAAGGCAUUAAAAUCAUAGCAUGUACAAUUAUGCAA